GGGAGGGAGAGAGGGAAGCAGGAGCGGAAGGCGUCCUUCAGCCAUAGUCCUCCUCUUGCACUCGCUUAUCAGAUCAGCCAAAGAUCCACAAGCAACCGCUGCUCCAUCGGAAUUGUCUUCUGUUGGUCCCUUGCUGUUGUUGCGCCUUCCAUUCCUUAAAGAUCUCUCUCUGCAAGUGACUGAGUUCUGCUGCCCCGCUGCCUGUUAUGGUCCGUGAGCGCGAAAUGGAUGCGUCGACGUCGUGCACCGAAGAUGUGGCAGGGCCGCCAGCCAAGAAGCAGCGCAUGGACAUGGACUCGCCAUCCUCACCUGCACGCCCUUGGGACCCGCUCACGUGGAAGGUGAGAUGACAACAACACACAACACAUCAUCUGCCAUAGCUCAUGGUUUGGUUAAAUGUCUUGUGCAGGCGCUGCCCAGCUGCCAGAACCCGUUUGCAUCGGUCAUGCCGGCUGCUGUGGCGAGUGUCGAGCGUCAACUGUCGGCGCUGCCCCCCCUGGUGUACCCCACUGAGGUGCAGAAGCUGAGAGGGCUGCUCGAGGAGGUCCACGGGGGGCAGCGGUUCUUGCUGCAGGGAGGUACGUGAAGAGAAGAAUGGGCGGGUGGAUGGAUGGAUGGCAUUGAUUGUGUUGUUGUGUGCAGGUGACUGUGCUGAGCGUUUCCUGGACUGCUCUGCGAGUGUGAUUGCGGUCAAGCUCAAGAUCCUCCUGCAGAUGAGCCUCGUCCUCUCGUAUGCAGGUGCGUGAGGGUCACUAUACCAUCAUAUGUGUGUGUGUGUGGUCAUGGUGUGUCUGUUCAAUGAUCCAUUCAGGCCGCAAGCCCACAGUGAGGAUUGCGCGCAUUGCAGGACAGUACGGCAAGCCACGGUGAGCACAUGAAGGAGGUGCAAUCGCACACGCUUUUAUGUGUGGGCGGAUCAAUGGUCAGGUCGUCAGCCAUGGAGACCGUCAAUGGCCAGCAGGUGCCCUCAUUCAGGGGCGACAACGUCAAUGACAUGGACCCAAACAACCGCACACCUGACCCGGAGAGGCUCGUCAAAGGUCCGUUAGUCAGUCAACACACACACACACCCAGACACAGACAGGCACAUCAGCCAUGUGCCCGUUUGUGUCCUUCAGCGUAUUUCCAUUCGGCGGCAACGCUCAACUACCUGCGGGCCCUGCUGACUGGCGGCUUCGCGGACCUCCACGAGUCCAAACACUGGGAACUGGAAUACGUCAACAGCAAGGAGCGCAGGCAAGCAAUGGCGAGAAGAGACAGUAAUGUGAAGCAGGUGGGGACGCUCUCUCUCUCUCUGUGUGUGCAGGCUCGAGUACGAGGCGUUGGUUGAGAAUUUGCUGGACGGGCUGUCCUUCCUCGACGUGUGUGGGGCCACUGGCGAAGCGGUGAGCGGGGCGGCCUGGUGGCUGGACGGCAUGAGGGCAUGGCCAUGGGGGAUGUGUGGUGGUUUCGAUCAGUCCAAGACGGUCGAUCUGUUCACCAGCCACGAGGCCCUCGUACUGCCCUACGAGGCGGCCAUGACGCGACGCUUCAACGGACAGGUCAGCCAGCCGCUUUGCCAACACACACGCAGCACAUCCAUCCAUCCAUCCAUAUUUCUCUCUCUCUGUCUGUGUGUCUGUGUGUCUGUGUGUGCAGUGGUUCAACACAAGCGCCCACUUGGUGUGGAUCGGCGACCGCACGAGACAGCUCGACCACGCACACGUCGAAUACUGCCGAGGCAUCGAGAAUCCCGUGGGCAUCAAGGUGGGCCCCUCAGCCCCGCCCAGCGAGAUUGUCGACCUGUGCAAGAGGCUCGACCCGCAGAACCAGCCGGGCAAGCUGGUGCUCAUCACGCGGCUGGGGGCCAAGAACGUCCAAACACACCUGCCGCCGCUCAUCAAGGCUGCCAAAGAGGUCUGUGGGCGUGUCUGUGGGCGGUGGGUGGGCACAGACAUGCACAUGAUCUCUCUCUCUGCGUAUGUGUGUGUGUGGUGUGCAGGCUGGUCUGAAUGUCAUCUUCCAGUGCGACCCUAUGCACGGUAUGCAUCACGCCGGCCCCCGUGUAUGUAUUUAUGUGUGUAUAUGUGUGGCUGUGUGUGUGUGUAGGCAACACUGAGAAGGCCAGCAGCGGCCACAAAACGCGCCGCUUCGACACGGUGCUCGAGGAGCUCCUCGAGACAUUCAAGACACACAAGGUGACUGCACACGGAUGGAUGGACACAGACAGACAGACAGGCAGACAGACAGACAGACGUGCACACCUGUGCGUGUUGUGUGUGCAGGCGCACGGCUCGCAUCUCGGCGGUGUGCAUUUCGAGAUGACCGGUCAGUCAGUCAGUCAGUCGGCCUUGAGCGACCAUGCCGCGACAGAGAGGCACAUGGAUACGUGUCUUUCUGGUUGCAGGUGAGGACGUCACCGAGUGCACCGGUGGGCCCCAGGAGAUCGACGACACCGACCUCCACAUACGGUUGGCACAUGAGCCCACACACACGUUCACACACACAUACACACACUCUUCGCGUGGUGGUGUCUCUGUGUGUCCCUCCCUCCCUCCCUGACAGGUACACGACCUACUGCGACCCCCGCCUCAACUACGCCCAAAGCCUCGAGAUGGCCUUCAAACUCGCAGCAUGCCUCAAGUAACCAACACACUGACCCACACACACGCACAAGCCAGACAGCUCCACAUGGAUGUGUGUGUGUGCAGGAGUGACCGGCGGGCGCCCUUCACGAGCAGCGGCAGUGCCCACGACAUCGAGGCGCCCCCCACCACACACGAGUGAAGCUGAAUUAAUCUGAUGCGUGUGUGGGCUGUGUACAGGUGUGUGCAUGACUGCCUUUUUGAACGGACCAAUGGGCUUUACUGAGAAUGAAUGAGAGCUGCCUAUGCGCAACAGCCAGCCAGCCUGUCUGUCAGUUGGUUUGGUCAACGGCCUUCUCUGUGUGUUCAUUCAAGUUAGAUUUUUGAAUCCUGUGUGCAGCCAGAGCUGGCCGCAGUUAAUUAAAAUUCGUCCUGCCGGAGGCUUGGAUGGAGUGAACGCGCUUGUUUGUGCGUGCCGCGAUUGACUAAGGUGACAAUCAAGAUGUCCGAUGGUCCGCAAAACAGAGAUCGAAUAGACAGACAGAGACCGAAUAGACAGACAGAUCGACAGACGAAGAGACAGGCAGGGAGGUCAUCG
Messenger RNA from Vitrella brassicaformis, 3162 nucleotides. Lineage: Eukaryota; Vitrellaceae. The record is from the annotation of a GenBank genome assembly.